Nerophis lumbriciformis (worm pipefish) is the source of this 1077-nucleotide messenger RNA. The record is from RefSeq and is a predicted model, not a curated record. NCBI's taxonomy places the organism in Eukaryota, Metazoa, Chordata, Actinopteri, Syngnathiformes, Syngnathidae.
AUGUCUAUGGAACAAGACUUUUCUACCGACGAUGAGGCGUUUACGAAUAUGUUCCCUAUCCACCGCGCUUGCCGUGAUGGAGAUGUUGGAGCUUUGCAGUCACUGAACCACCAUCACGCUCAAAUAACAGCCGAGGACUCCUGCUACGGUUGGACCCCCAUUCACUGGGCAGCUCACAGUGGACAGUUGGAGUGUCUCAUACGCCUGGUGCAGAUUGGUUGCAACGUGAACACAGUGUCAAGUCGCUUUAACCAGACUCCAACACACACAGCUGCGAUUGGCGGGCACCCACACUGUGUUUUGUGGCUAUUGCAGGCUGGUGCGGAUGUCAACCAGCAGGACUGGGUUGGUGAGGCUCCCAUCCACAAGGCUGUUAGGGCAGCUUCCAUGGAGUGCAUCCAAAUACUGCUGGUAGCGGGCGCUAAACUGCACUUAAGGAACACCAGCGGGCAGACAGCAGCUGACCUUGCGCGAACUCACAGCUCAGAUGACUGUCUCCGCCUCAUCCUCAACUUGCAGGGGCACUUGUUGCAGCUCAGUGAGUUACAGAGCAAUGGAGAAAAGAAUGGGAACAGCCCUGGUUUGCUCUGUAGGAAGAGGCUGCAGUCUGCUUUUGAGAAUGGUCAAAUGAAGAAAGCAAGGAGGGAUAUGUUACUACAGAAGCAACAUUCUGCACUUGAAGACAGCAUGGAGUCCAGCUGUGGAACAGCCGUUGCUGAUGUCCCUGAUGGCAUUCAUCCACACUCUCCCAUUGAUAAUGAUGAACCAAUGAAAAACAUUCCCGCAUGCAGUGAAGUUUCCGUACGGCUGUCUUGGCACCAGGGAUGUUCAACUCCCAACCAGCGCGACUCAGCUGACAUGUGUGGCUCCCUGCAUCUGACAGAAAGCUACAACAUCUGCUUCCCCCAUCAACUGGCGUUUCAAAGCCCACUAGAAGCUGAUUGUGAUGAUGUCCUCAAUUAUGGACACUAUCAUGGUUUCGGGGACACAGCAGAGGAGAUAUCUUACAGAGGCCACAUUGGUCUCAAGUCCUCUCAAAAUGCAGAAGCUGCCAUGGAUAUGUCCCAGGACUCAUAA